AUGACUGAUGAAAAAUUAGACAAUCUUAUGGUACAAAACUCAUCUAAGGAUAUUCUAGACGAGAUUGACAUGACAACAAUGAUUGAAAGUUGGGCAACCCUUAAGCAUGCCGUAUAAAUAUGUAGUCCACAAUUAUUGUAAAAACAUUAUAAUUAUUUUUAUAGUAUUUUAUAGAGUAUAAAAAAAUAACGGGUAAAUCAAUAACUAAUGGAAUAAAGCUAACUGCAGGAAAUAAAGAAUCGGACAAUUAUUGGGUUAAUACACGGCUACCUAUAAUAACCGCGGUUAACAAUAUAGUACGAUAUUAUCGCGUUGUGGUUACUAUUGCAUUUCAAAGUUUAAUAUUUAACUUGAUUUGAACUUUUUUCUUUGUAAAAGAAAAAAACAAUUGUUACGAUGUGAAAUUAAAAACAUGUUUUCUCAGAUUAAAAAAACCAAGCGACUACUGAUUUUUUUACCCGUAUCCUUUAUACAAGAGAUAUAUACAAAAUGAAUGCUGAAAAACGUAUAAAAUAAAUCGUGGAAGAUUACGACGACGACGCGACGUUUGUUUCAAAUUUUGUGAUGCGCGCGGCUUUCAAGUUUCUACAAACAGAUAUGUUUGUGCAGUUUCUGUAGAUGACAUCUGUAUCUGAUAUUUUAAUAACGCUGACGAUAAAUUGUAUUACCGAAAUGAAGAAAACAAAAGACCGACGCCUUAAAAUCGGGCCGCAAUGAACCAUUUUUAAAAAGGUACAUAGGAAUAUAAUUUGACGGAUGUCACUGUUUUCCACCAAAAUUAACCUUUCUCUUUUCCACCAACACACGUUUCCACCAAAUUAUUUAUUUUAUAGUAAUAUACAAUAUCAUUAGUAGGAACAGGUGACCAAUAUAUUAUAAACGUGUAUAAUAUAAUAUUAUGUAUAUUAUGAAUUAUAUUGUAAGAUAUAAGUUUAAUUGUUUUGGUAUUAUCAAGUACAAUAAUAUUAUAGUAUACUGUGGCAUACCUAUAGAUCAGAACAUACUACGCACACAUUUUUGUCACUUGUGUAAACUAUCAAACUAAUAUUAUCAAUCUUUAUUUUAUUUAAUAGUUGAUUUUAGAAAGAAAGGUUUUACAAAGAUGUUUAUUUUAUUUUUCUGCGAACAACUUUUCUACCAAACUUAGUCCAACUUUUAAUGAUAAUAAUUUUUGUAAAAGGAAAUUUCACUAGGGAGGUACUUUAGAGAGGUUUUUUCGAUUUUUCAAGAGUUUUAUUAGUAAAUGUGAAAACCUAGGAAAAAACAUGGGAAAACCUCAAAAAAACGUAGGAAAAACGAGAAAAUCGAUACAGUAAAUAAAUAUUAUUCAAGAUAAUAAAUAAUAAUAUAAUAUAUUAUAUAAUGCUUAUCAGUGGUGUAGCGAGGGGGGGAGGUAUUUUGGUGUUUAAACACCCCUCCCUAUGAUUAUAUUUAUGCCAAAAAUUAUAAUUGUUACAAUAUUAUGCAGUUAUGCGUCAGAUUUCUACAAGAUGUGUUGUGAAACGUAUAAAUAAUUAUUAAGUAUAACAUGUUAUGUGUGGUACAUUCGCAUAAUAAAAAUACAGAGCUACAUUUAAACAUUAAAUAAAAACACCCCCCCCCCUUAAAAAAAUCCUGGUUACGCUACUGAAUUGUCUAUUAAAUUAUUUUACUAUAAUAUGAUAUAUAUAUAUAUUGUUGACAAAGCAUCACUAUUAACUGAACUCUGCUCAAAAUCGUUUUUUCGUUAGCAAAGGUUAAUCGUUGCUAACAGAUAUAUAUUAAAUUACCUAUAGCAGUGGCUGCACCCAUCCCCAUUAUUUUAGGACAUCUUUUUUCUUUCUACCUUUACUACCAUUUUAACAAAAAUACUAUUCCUAUAGGUAAUAUACCUAUAUCUAUACCUAAUUGUUAAAUGUGAUGAUAAUUGAUAAUAUUAUCAGUAUAUUAUAUAUACAUAAACAAUAUCUGAAUAUCUAAUACAUUUGUUUUUAGACUAAACAAACAUAAUAUCAUAUAGGUAUUUGAUUUACAGCAAAAAGUUAUUUUAGAAUUUCAUUAGUCAUUAUUGCUCUGGUUGUACAUUUUUUUUCGGGUCGGCAAUUUCGGUAUGACAGCCCCUCCCCUCCCCAUCAGAUUUGUCUUGUGCUGGCUCUGCCUAUGACUAUUAUAUUAUUUAGUGCAGUUUUCCAUGCUAUGUAUUAUAAUAUCGAACAUUUAAUCGUUUAAAUAGAUCUAUUAAACGUUUAAUUAUUUAUUAAAAUGAAUUCAAUAUAUUAUUAUUAUUCUUGCCUGCUAAUUAAUGUUUUACUUAAUUUUAUAGUAGUCGAACUAAAAUACAUAAGUGACAUUAAAGGUUUAGUAGAAUCCAAAUUACUAAGGUCUAAAUUUACCAAUAGAGAAAUCAAAUCAGAUAAUUCAACGCCUGCGUUUUUGUGUAUGAAUAAAUCAAUUUUUGUAGACAAUGGUAAAUACACAGUAUUAUUUUAUUUAUUUAUAACUUAAAAUAUUAAUUCUGUAUUAUGAACGAUUUGUAUAUACACUUAUUAUUAUUGUUUACAUAGUCUAAUUUUUAUUUUAAUUGCAUAAUUUUUAAAUUUAAUUACCUACACUUACGUAUGAAUAAUAUUUCAAACUCAAUCUCUAUUCUCAAAAUUCAUCCUAUUAGAAUAGAAAACAUUAUGUUACAAGUAGUAUAACAUAACAGUAGUGCAACCAAAAUUAUUUAAACGGGAAGGGAAACUAAAGAAAUACAUUAUCAAAAAGUCGUUAAUUCCUACCCCCUCCACAACACUAAAUUCCAAAUCAAAUAUAUAAUUAUUAUUUUGUGUAUGUAACUCAUAACCAUAAGUAACAUUUAUAUAUUUUGGUUAUAUAGUCUAAGACUCUAAACUCUAACCUAACCUAACCCAUAGAUGAUAAGAAAAUUAACUGUGCCUUAACGUUUUGUUUAUUGAUUAAUUUUCUAUGAAAUAUAGUUUCAAUAAUCGGUGGUAUGUUUUAUUUUUUUAUUUUUAUUUUUUAGAUUAAAAUCAGGGCCGACUUGGAAAAUAUUGGGACACUGUGCAAUGUACACUUAUUUUUGCAGGGCCUCAAUAAGCUUUUUUUUUUGAUUCUUAUUAUAAUAAGUGUAGGUAAAUCUUUAUAACGAAAUGCUUCUUAGUUUAUUAAUAUUUUAAUUUGUAUUUUCCUAAAUUAUCAUGUGAAAUUUCUAUCUAGCUGUGAUUGUGACUAGACUGGGCCUCUAAAAACGCGGGGAUCUGUGCGAGUGCACAGCUCGUAAUGCCUUCAAGCCGGCCCUGAUUAAAAUAUACUAUUUUAUUGUUAGGUAUUAUCCUUAUUAUUAUAUACUUUUGGUAAUUUGACCGUUUUCGAUAAGUAUAAUUCUAGCCGAUCCGUGGAAAAUGUUGGAUAAUGGUUAAUUAUCAAUAAUAUGUAUUUUUACAUUAAACUAAUUUUCUCUUUAUAAUGUUGCUUGGAAUCGGAGGCAUAAUUUCAAUAUUUGCUUAGAUAGGGCUUAAUAAUGACCGGUUCAAUAAUUAUACGGCCAAACAUUAAAUGCGGAAAUGUGAAGUGGCAAACUAACGUGCGCCCAUUGUGGCAAAAAAACAAUUACGACACAUCCACGAAUAAUUGAGGAUUGGCCCGUGUGCGUGGGGGAAAAUUACUUUUAUCACCGGGUGAUCACCUUGUCAUGAGGCGUUCGCGGGAGUUACGGAGCUGUUCGAAAUUUCGCCUGACCCGAUAGACUUACUCAAUUUUAAGUUUACCUGACUUUGAAAUGCAUUCGAAUGUUUCCAGCCUCCAGGGCAACCAUAGUAUCUAAUAUAAUCAUAGUAUAUCAUAGUAUAAUCAUGAAUGGCUCUAGAAUCGGUUCAUGUUGACUUGGCAGCUGGCACCAAAUAGACGCGGCAGCAGGUCAAAAUCUGCUUUAAAAUCUUGGGCUAGGAAAAUCCACAAUAUUUUAUUAUUAUUUUAUUUAUAAUUAUUUUAUAUUACAAUAUUUUGAAAUCACUCUCUCAAGCGCACUGUGGAAAAUCGCCCAAACGCAAUGCAAUUUUUACAAACACGACCAAACGCAAAUGUCCCUGUUUGUAAUUAAUAAAUAAACGUUGUUAAUAAUUGACAUUUUGUAUUAUCAAUAUUUUCUAUUUAACGUGGUCGUUCAUUUUCUCCAAUUAUACAUAUUUUGUAGCAUAAUGUUUAUUUAUUAUGAAAUACAGGUUGGUACCCAAAAGUUGAAAGUUCAAGUAUGUUUACUUUUUAAUAGUAAUUCUGAUACAAAUAUAAUAACUAUUUCUAUUAUAGACUAUAGCAGCGGUUCCAAAAAUUUUUUAUUCAAAGCUUCCUAAAAAUAGAACAAUAUUUUUACACCCCCCGUUUAAAAUGAGGGAAAGAAACAUUCUCGACCGGAUAGUCUUUAAAUAACAAUGAUAAUGAUUAAUGAUUUGAAAACUGUAGUUAUUUUAUCAUAGCAACAAUAAUUGUGCCGAUAUUGUCGCAUGUUACUGGUGGAGUGCUCUCGACUGCAUAACUUCCUGUUGGAAAGUAAAAAUAUAACAGAUAAUAGGUCGGUAUUAACCAGGGCCUAAAAUACAUCUGAUUUCAGAGGACACGCUUUUUAAUUAAAUUGUUACAUUUAACAGAUUCCUAUACAAAAAAAAAACCUGUGGGGGUUGUAGCGCCCAAAAUUCUAUCCCCUUUUAUAAACCACUUACCUUAAACAUUGAUGUUAUUCUUAUGACUUUUGGACUAAAAAUACAUAAAAGGAACGAAUGCAGUUUAGCUUCCAAUCGAUUUUUUUGAGUUUUUUUUCAAAAAUGUAUGUAUUAACAUGCUAAAUUUGAUGGCACUUUCAAAAAAAAUUGUUCAAACUUCAUUUAAAAGUUAUAGUCAAAAAACUUCAAGAUGCUCGAUGUUUCUAAAAAUUGUGUUUUUGAGUUUAAAAUACUGAAUAUUUAUAUUUUUUGAAUUUUUUUUAGAAAUUUUAGUAAUUACAUGCUAACAUUUUGUUUAAAUCAGAAUCCAUUUAUCGUAAUUACUUUUUAUAUUAACUGCGUAAAACCUAAUUAUAAUAUUAUUUCAAUCAUUUGUAUAUUGAAGUAAAUCAAAAUUGAUAUUUAGACUUUUUAUUUUUUUCAUUCAGUGUGUAAUAACAUAAAGAAGUGUUUGGUGAAAUCAGAACUAACUAAUAUGUUUUAGUUUGGAAGAAAUAGUUGAAAAAAGUACCUUAUUUGAGUACAUAAACACCAUAUUUUACCUUUGGAAAAAUAUAGUUUAUUCAAUAUUUUUUUUUUUUUUAAUUACUGAAGGGGAGAACAGUGGAGCAUAGUAAAAUAAAUACAAUGAUUAUAACGUUAAAUUAUUGCUAUAAAUAACAAAAUAUUUGGUUAUUUAAUAAAGUUUUAAAAUUUAAUUUUUUUGCUAUAUGAAUUCUUGGAAUAAUCUCGACAUCUCUAUGCGUAUCUGUCAAUGUAAUUAACUUCAAACAUAAUAUGAGACUUUCAUGUCCAUGAAUGCAAUUUAAUGUGUUAUGUUUGGAAAUUAGCGUCCAAGACUGCAAUUUUUCAAUUAUUGCCAAAGAAACAUCCUCUUGGCGUUUUCGCUCAAAUAGCUCAUAAAUAUUGAAAAUAUAUUAGAAUUACCCAAAAACUUCUUUAUGUUAUUACACACCGAAUGAAAAAAAAAGUCCAAAAAAUCAAUUUUGAAUUACUUUAUGCAAAUGAUUGUAAUAACAUUAUAAUUAAAUUUUACGUAGCUUCUUAAUAAUAACAUAAAAAAUUAAAUACGCUAGGUGAUUUAUGAUUUCACCAAAAUGUUAAACAUAUAAUUAUUACCAUUUCUAAAAAUCACAAUUUCAAAAAUGUAUAUUUUUGGUAUUUUUAACUCUAAAAACACGAUUUUUAGGAUAACUUCCAAAUGAGAAACACACAUUUUGGAAAAAAAAAAUUCUAAAAGAUCGCUUGAGAGCUAAACUGCAUUUAUGCCACACAAAAUAAAUAUAUCUAAAAGUUCGUGGAUAUAUUAUAUCUAUAACUGUGAUCGUGGUUAAAGUUUAUGACAUUUGUAUAAAAUAAAUAAUGAGGAAAUUGUGAUCAAUUUAUAUUGAAAUAAAAAAUUAUAAUACUUUGGUGUUUAAGUUCCAAUAUGUUUAUUAUUACUAAAAACACGUUAUAAAAUUUCGGAUACACAUUUGUAAUUCAGGGGAUACAAUUUGAUUGGCAGGGGACACAAAGUGUGUUAGGGAACACAGUGUUUUAGGCCCUGUUAUUUAUUUUAUUGUUGUUAAUUUUAUUAUUAUCAACCAUUAACAUGAUAAAAUACCAUUAUUUUAAUUCCGAUAACUCCUAUGAAUAAUAGUCUAUAACAUUUCUUUUUCUACGUUAGUAUUAGUUUGAACCGACAUUUUGAUUUUAAUACGGCUUUUGCAGUGGUUAAAGUGGAAGAAGCUGGUAGACGGAGGGGGUAUACUUAACAAUAAUAAGGAAAUGUAUUGUAAGUUUACACUGCAUAUUAAUUUUAAUAAUUUUUAAUACGUUGUGUGUAAUUAUAGUUAGAUAACCAGUCGUUUAUGUUGAUAAACAUUCUAUGCCUUUUCUGUUAUGCUCGGGUAUCCUGAGGGAGAAAUCUACGGAAGCGCGUAAAAAUAUCGAAAAAUAUUUCGUGGGAACCGUAUUUUGUCUAUUUUAUAGGGACAUUAUAUUACUGGAUUUUUAUAAUACUUUGCAGAAUCGUCUUUUGUGGGAAACGUAUUAUUAGAAUUUUGAUUUCGGAAACAGUUCUAACAAAAUAUUUUCCGUCAAAAUAUAAUCCUCUGAAAAGCACCAUAGUUCGGGAACCACUAUAAUAUAUUAUAUAUUUUCUGUAAGCCGGCCAUUUCGGACAAGUUGUUAUAAUUCCAGCCAGUUCGUGGGAAAUAUUAGAUAAUUAAUGUUAUUGUGUACUAUAUUUGUAAAUCACAUGUAAUUUAAGAUUCUGAGUGAAGCGAAGAAGCUUACAUUUUUACAAAAAAUUUAAUUUUUUUUUUAUCUGUAGGCAACUUUUCUACCAGCAAUUUUGUUCCAAUUUAUAAUGAUAGCAAUGUUUCUUAAAGGAAAUUUCACUAGCGAAGUACUUUAAAGAGAUCAUUGUUCGAUUUUUCUAAGAGUUUUCCCAGCUGUGAAAUGUGAAAAACCGGGAUAAAACAUGGUAAUACCGGGAAAAACGUAGGGAAACUGGGAAAAUCGGUAUAACUUGAAACAAAUAUUAUUAAAGAAAAUAUAUAGAGACUAUUCAAUUAUUUUACUGUAAAAUGACAUAUGUAUAGUAUGCACAGCGCAUCACUAUCAACUGAACUACGCUCAGAAUCGUAUUUCGUAAGCAAUGGAUUAUUGUUGCUUACAGAUUUACAUUAAAUUAUCUAAAACAGUAGCUGUACCCAUACUUUAUUAUCAUAGGACGUCUUUUUUUUUAUAAUAUUGUUUUAUAUUUUGUUGACUAUGUUGUAUUAUGACAUAUUUCAUUAUUUUCUAACCGUUAUGUUGUUUUUUUUAUUUUCACUAAAUUCACUGUAAUUUUAUAAUUUAUGAAUUAAAUGUUAGAGAAUGCACAUGAAUUUAUCAAAAAUACGGGUCCACAGCAAUUUGUCUUUGGCAAUGAAGAUGAUGAUGAGGAUGAAGACGGUGGUCCACAAAAUCCUACUUUUCAGUCUAUCUACCAGUAAGUACAUUAAUGUAUUUUUUUUUUUUGCGUUUCAACCGUUUAUUAAUAUUUAAUACUGAUUUAAUUACCUUUAUCAUAAUAUUAUUAUAAUAUCUGCACAGGUUCAAUAUUUUGCAACAGAUAUUGUAUGACAAUAUUAACAAUGAUUAUAGUUAUGAAGAAUUAAAAGGUAAUAACUUCAACAAGAAUAGUACCUAUUAUUAUUAUCAUUAUUUUUUUUUUUAGAUUAAUUGCAAUGAAAUAAUUAUAAUUAUAAUUUAUGCUGCAAUAUUGUAUUUUUUUUUUUUUUUUUUUUUAUUAAGGGCUGGUUGUAAUUCAAUUAAAAAUAAUCGUAGAGAGUUGAAAUUUCCACAAAAUACUUAAAAUAGUCCUUUCAGGAUGUGGUAAAAAUUUUAAAACACGAUUUUUUAACCAUUGAUAGUAAGAAUGGGACGGUUCUUCGAUGCUUCGGUUUCAUCGGUUCUUUAGGAACCGAAAAUACCGAUAGUAAAUUAUGCAUGAAAUAAUCACGCAUAAAAAAAAAAUCCGAAAUAUGCAUAACAAAAUGCAUAAAAUAUGAAAACAAAAAAAAUUAAAUUUUAUUUUGAUAAAUAUUAGUUGAAUACAAAUGUACGUUCUCACAGACAAUAUUAUAAUAGUUAGUUGAUAAAAACAAAUUAUAACUACAUUAGUAACGAUUGGAAAAAAGGUCUAUAAACAUAAUAAUAUAUGUAUUGUAUAUAUUUGUUAAUAAUGUAAAUAUAUUAUAACACUCACUAUUUGUUUUGUUGUCAUUCCUGUAAAUUUAUUGCGCUGAAACACCAAAGUUGUUUUUAAAUAUUUUCAACAUCCACCACAACCUUCGUGGAUUAGAAAUAAUCGUCAUUGUCCAGUAAUCAGUCAUAAUCGCCGAUCAAUUAAUGGCUUGUUAUUUAUAGGCAGCAUAUAGGGUUACCACCAAUGUCAAUUUCUCACACGAACUUUUCGAACAUGGUUAGGCCCGGCGACCACCACCGAUGCAGUGCGGCUACGGUGCAACUAUUGCGGUGCGCCCCAUACGAACUAGUCGUUGGCGGUUUUAUUUCGGCACCGCGCACGCAGUGAAAUAACAAUAGUUAUUUAAUGAUGAUAACAUAUGAUGAUCCAUGUUACUCAUGUUAAUUGCAUUCAGUGGCGUUGCGAAAGGGGUGAUAGAAAGGCGGCCGCCUCUCGGUUUUUUUUAAUGGGUAGUGAGUGGGUAAUAAUUUAGUUUCAUAAUUAUGAAUGAAGGAAAGUAACGCACAAAGAUAUUUGUAUAAAUUGUGUACAGUUUAAUUAUAACUUGGACUAUACGAAAUAUCACAUAUCAAUCUCGCAAUCGCAAUAUUAUUAUGUUCGCCGUUUGGCGUCAUAAAUUCAAAUAACGCUGUUUACUGAGUGCAAUUACGCAGCGGCGUACCUGCAGGGGGGGCGAAGGUGGCAUUCUCCCCCAUGGGUCGUAUAAUUAUAUGUGACUAAAUUUGUGCAUUGUUGUAUUUUUUUUUUUUCUAGUGUUUUUACUAUUAGUCGAAAUUUAUAUUUUAGUAAGUCGUUAAUAAUAUGAUAAUUGAUAACAUAAUCAAACCUAAGAUAUUAAAAUAUUUUUGUUAUCUAUGGUCUAAUCGAGACAAAAUACACGGUGUUAUUAUUUUGUUUUAGCUAUUCGACGUUAUUUGACCAUAGAUAAUCAAAACAUGUGAUAAUAAUAUAUAAUCUAAUAUGAUAAUUAUUAUAUAUCUACAUAAUUGGCAUUGGCUUGUAAAUUUAGUUAGUACCCACCUACUGUUUUUUAAUUAUUUAUAUUUACUAUUUGCCUCUACUCAUGCUUGUACUGUAGAUUAAAAAUAUGGCCACGCUCAAAAAUGGGCUAGAAUCGUUUAUGUGGGCUUGUACUAUUGCACAUAUACCAAGAAAUUAGUAUACUAGUGGAUGAAAUCAUUGAACGAUUUUCUUGUAUGAAAAACUGGAGGUUAAUCUUUGUGUUAUUAUACAAUUUAUUAUAAAAUUAUUUUUAACAUGCAUUAUAUUAUAUUAAACAACAAUUUCUUUUUUAUGUACCUACUAAAAUGUUCCGUUUAAUAUUUUAUAAAUAUAAAAUUCCCGUUAGAUUAGGUUAGGUUAGCUGUGACAUACAUUUUUAAAAAUUUUCUAUUUUAAGAAUGGGUGAAAAUAUACCCCCCCAUUCCCGUAAGAGACGUCUAGGUACGCCACUGCGAUUACGGUUAAACUAGUGUAUGUGCAUCGUUACUUGGAUAAGUAUAGCAUUAAUAACAUUACCUAUCUUGUUCUUGUUUAAUUGUUUUUAAAAGUUGUUUAAAUUUCCGUACAUAUCGGCUAUUUUUGCCUAAUGGCUAAUUGCUAAUAUGAGAUGUGAAUACUAUGGACGUGGACGGGAUUUAAAACAAAUUAACGAAGUUAACCGGAAGCGAAAUUUAAAUUCGUGUAAGCUUAAACAUAAAGGUGGAACUGGUGGAAAUAAACGUUUGGAUACAUUGCGUUUUUUUUCAAAACGAACAAACCAUGUACUAUUGGUGAGUACCUACUUCAUUAAUUUGAGUUUGAAAAAGUCUGUAGUUGCAAUAUUGCCAGUACCUAUAUAUUUAACUACAAUUUCAAAUUUUCAAAUGUACCUUAAUAUAGCUAAAUUAAAUUAUUAGACACUUUGAUAAUAUAUUUAUUAAGAUAAUUUUUUCUGUUAAAAUUAUAUACCACCCAAUACGGCGAUACUGAAACAUGAUCUCAUAAGCACAUGUCUCAAAGUGUUUAAUCAUUUCAUUAGAUGAUAUCUAAUAAAUAUAAUAUAUCUUUUAAGUUUUUUUUAUUAUUAGUAUUAAUAUGUUUUUAUUUUUUUUCAAUUGUAAAUAUUUUUUAGAAUUUUUUUAAAAGCCAUAAUAAUAAAAAUGUAAAGUACAAAUAUAAUUUAAAAUACUUUUUUUACUUUAAAUAAUAACUGUUCCUUUUUUUAUUUUAGUCUUCCCUAAUGAUCCAGGCAUUUUGCCUGCAACUAUACCAUACGAGUUCAAAAAUCAUUUUGUUUUAUUGGGGCCUUUUCAACUAUCUACCUUAGAAUAAAAAAACAAGAUAUUCCCAUAAAAGAAAGAUUUUCAAGGUGCUAUACGAUAAUUUCAUGAAACUUAUUAUCACCGAAAGAUUGAGGAUAGAAAAUUUGUAAAAUGAUUAAAGUUGUCAUACUCCCUACCACAAGAUCGUUUUUAUUGUAUCAUUUGUAAACUAUUUAGUUUGCCUAAAGUGAAAAAAAAACGUUUCUAGCAGAUAAAGGGUCUAAUGAUUAUAAAAAUAAUAAAAACAAACAAUAGAAAACCAUGAAAGCUUUCCAGAACACCUAAAAAGUGAAAUUGCUUGAGUAAUGUAUGAAAAGAACAUAAGGAUUGAUACAGAAAUGGACAAGAACUUGUUAAUCGAAAAUUUGCAGAGAAUAAUUAAUUUUACUGCAAAACAAAAUAUCGCACUCAGGGGGCACAACAAGAAGUAUAAAUCAACCAACAACAAUAAUUUUCUUGAAUUAUGUACAUUUCUAUCAAAAUAUAAUCCGAUAUUAAAGCUGUAUUUCAAAAAACUAAAAGAAAAUAAGAUUAAUCAUUUAUCAUUUUUAUCCAAUGUGACUCAAAAUAAACUUCUCUGUAUAUUGGCGGAUAGUUCGAAAGGAUAUUUUAAAACAAGUUAACAAUUCAGUACAAUAAUUGACACUACUACAGACGUUUCUAAUCAAGAAUAACUUACUGUAAUUUUAAGAUACAUUGACGAAGGUAAACCUCAAGAGAAUUUGGUAGCACUGAAAACUGCUUCUGAUUUUACAGGCCUAUGUUUAAAGUAUUUUGAAGCAUUACAGAAAAAUAUAAUAUCAACUAGAAAACACAAAUUUUCUUGUCAUUCAAGAAAACUACCCUGUUUUACUGAAAGCAUUGGAAAAUAUUUUUGGCCCUGGAAAUAUUUUAGUUCACCACGCCACUGAUUGUAUUGAUAUAGUCAACAUUUUAAAAUCGUAUAUAUUGUAAAAAUAUAAGAGAAUGUAUAUUUAAAAAUGUGUAUAUCAUAGAUUUUGUUAGGUUAUAUAAUAAUAUAUCUAUAUUAUUAAAUAAAUAUUAAUGUCUGACGCAUAAUAAAAGAUUCUUAUGACAUCCGGUAAAAAUCUUAAAUUUGUUCAGGAUAGACUGAGUUCUCUUGCAACCGAACAUAAACCAAUUGUAUAUUAGAAUUAUUUUUUAUUUAUGUUCUUUACUAACAAUAACAUUACCUACCAUAUCUUCGGAACUUGACAGAGCUUAAAAUAAAAAAUAUUGUAUUGUAAUAUUAAUAUGAUAGACGGUAUUAUUUGUUAUUAUUAUUUAUAAUUAUUUUUUUGGUAUGCGUUGGCGCAUUUUUAUUUUUCGUUAUCACGGGGUGGUUUCUUUUGCUACAUUUACGUUGAAGUGCCGCCGCAGGUCCAUGAAGACCCAAUAAUUUGGGUUUGAACGGAGAGAACACAUUUUUAUUUAUGGAUAUUUUGGAAGCACUAAAUGAGCACUCAAAUUUGAUAUAGCGGAUAUAGCGUGAUAUAGCGGGAAUUAGUGUUUUUCAACUUUCCACUAACUUCACGGACCUCCAUCACCGCAUUGCAACAUCAUAUUAAAACCAAUAUAUUACUUACUAUGUUUUGAAUCUAAAAUGGUGUUCGUUUGUGUAUUAUAAUAUUACAAUAAAUUAAAAAUAUUUUUGUUUUGGACGCAGAUGAUAAUAUAAUUAUUAUUAUUGUCCCAUCCGCUUGAAAAAUCGCUAGGUACCGAAAAACCAGUUAUACACAAUGUUUGUACUGAGUGGGACUGUAAAAGGGUGUGUGGUAACUAGUAACAAACAUUCAUACUUAUAACCAUUUACUUCUCAUACAAAGACACUACGUAAUUCAUGUAAAACAAGAAAUUGCCUAUACACUAUUCCUUAAUAAAUCAUUAAAUUUAUUGUUAAAUUAAAGAAAACUGACACAGGGUGAAAAUGAAAUUUAUAGCAAAGACAAUGCAUGCAUUGGUAAUUACUAAAUUUCCCAAGAAUAAAGAAACCCGUGAAUGAGCUGGUCAACAUUCAAAGCAAUGCCUGUUGUUUUUUGAUGUUAGGAAAUAAUUUUGGUCGAAUGAGUUGCUAAUAGUUCACAGACAAUCAAUAUUAUUAGGCAUAAAGAAGUAUUAAUUAGAGAGAAAGUAUUAGAAAGAAACAACUAGAUCUAUGAAAAAAUAGCUGGGUUCUUUAAAAAAACAAUGCUUCAGUUCAAAGUAUCAUUUCAAUUCAACGGUUAAUAAGAAUGUCUCUUUUUCAACCCCACCCCCUCUCCUACUUGUUUCUUGUAACUUCCACCUAUUCCCAAAAGUUAAAACGUUAGAACAUCUAAAAAAGCUAACUGAUUUGAUUGGUAGCAUUGUUUUCAAGGAUGGAAACAACAUAUACAACAGUGUGUAGAUGUUGAGGAAACCACUUUGAAGAUGAUAAACAUUAAAUUGUUUAAUUUUAAAAAUAAAACUACUUUGAUUGAGGAAAUGUUGUAAUUUUUGUGUCACACCUCGUAUAUGUACUAGGAAUAAUUCACAAACAGCAUGAAAAAUCAUGAAAUCCAUGGAAAAGGAUGAAACCUCUUAUGUUGCAUUUUGCAUCUAGUUGGUAUACUUGCGAGUUCAUUUUUCGAUUUUCUAAGCGGUUUUCAAAAUAAUUGGCCGCGGUGUUUUUGAUUUAAUUAAUUAGAAUUUUUUUGAUUUGGUUUUUCUAUCAGAAAUAUUAUACAGAAAUUCAAGUGUAGAAUUUAAUUUAAAGAAAAAUGUAUUUAGUUAGUAUGUAAGAAAGUUGUUUUUUGAUUUAUGCAGUUUUCUUAAUAGUUGGACAAAACCGGAAAAAAAAACAUGGGUAAAUUGGGACAUUUUACGGAAAUAACGGUUUUACUAUUUUCAACAUUGGUUUCUUAUCGUAAUUCAGUUAAAAAUAUUCAUUGAGACUUAAAAUUUCAUAGAAUUCUUAUAUUAAAGGUAUCAUUUUCUAGACAUGUGAAAUUCAAAACAUGAUAGCGAUUUUUGAACUAUUUGAAGAUAUUUUACAUUUCAAGUUAUUUUUUAGUUUUUGUUUGGUAGGUACGUAUUAUAUGGAUCCAAUUGUUAAACCAAUCAGAAAUAAUUGACAAUUUAACUCGAGGUUCAUUAUUAAUUGUACUAAGUGAUUAUAUAAAAAAAAAAAAAUUAAAAUGUCCGAUACAAUUAAAACUACAGUUUACUAUUACUAGUCUAAGUACAUCGUGGUUAAGUGUAAUGUAAGAGUAUUGUUUUAAACAUUUUAGAUCAAAUUUUGAAGAAAAUUUUAAAAAUUACGAAAUUUCAAACCGUGUUUUAUAAAAUUCCACUCAGAAUCGUAUUUCGUUAGCAACGGUUUGUCGAUGCGUACAGAAAUAAAUUAAAUAACUUUAUAUAUACUUUAUAUAUCUUAUAUAUCACCGACACCAUAUCGGUUUUUCAAAUCAGCUCUUUACUUUUUCUAUACUUCAUACUAUAAGUUAUUUAUGCAAUAAAAAUAUAAAUCUAACUAAUACAUUUAUUUUUUUUAAAUUUAGUUGCAUCUGUUCUGAAACAAGCCCUCAUAACAGGAAUUCGUAGAAGUAUUACAGAUUGUUACAAUAAAUACGAAAAUCCAACAUUUUUUGAAAAGGAUUAUCAAUUUAUAAACUUGAUUGAUUAUAAAGAUGUCACAGUUCAAACAUUUGCACCUCUAAACUUUAAGAGUUUUAGACAAUUAUAUAAUAUUACAGAAGAUUUUAAUGAUUCUUUUGAAACCUUACAGUUGAAGUCAAUAUCAAACUCAGGGAAAGGUGGAGCUACAUUUUAUUCCACACAAAACAAUAAAUUUUUGAUUAAAACUGUGGAUCCAGGCGAACUAACUGUUAUAAAGUCAUUUCUUUUGAAAUAUUUUGUUCAUUUUUGCAACUAUCCAGACAGUUUACUCCCAGAUUUCUCCGGUAUAUAUUCAGUAAAAUUUAAAAGUGACACUACUUAUUUUGUAAUUUUUUCGAAUAUAUAUCCAUAUGAGAAAAAUGAAAAAUAUGAUAUUAAAGGUGCUGGUAGAAUAGAAUUAAGCACACAAUUUCCAAAGAAGGAGCUCAAAGAAGGUAACUUUGAACUCAAGUAUCCGUUUGGUUUACAAAUAUCACCCAAUAUAUAUGCUGAGCUUUCAGAAACUUUAAAAAAAGAUACUACAUUUUUAACCAAAGCAAGACUCAUUGAUUAUAGUUUAUUAUUAAUCACAGCAGAUUUACCCCAAAAAACAUCGCACCUACAUGGAUUUAGAAAUGGCAUCGUAGUAGUUACACCUACUGCUGAAAGUAAUGGGCCUAAAUUCAUAGUAUAUAUUGGAAUUAUUGAUAUUUUACAAAAAUACAACACAACGAGAGUAUGUGAAGAAGUUAUAUCUGACGCUCUAGGUCGCAUUACGGAUGCUCAUGUAUCAUCCAUUCAAGAUCCGGAAAAUUAUUCAAUCAGAUUAAUGGGAUUUAUAACUCAGUAUGUACUAUUUUUUAAAGUUACUUCUAAAAUUAUAUUGGUUAAAUAAUUAUUACUACACAUUUUAAAACAUAUUAUAAAUUUUAUGUAUAGUGUAUUAUGUCAUGUUAAGCAUAAGAUAUUCUUAACAAUUAUGUAAAAAUAAAUUCGUGAAAAUCAUCUGUUACCAAUUUAAUAAAGUUUGCACCUUACAAUCAAUACAAAAAUGUUAAUUCCUAAAUUGAUAUAAAAAUCAAUUUCUUUAUAAUUAAAAUCAUUUAUAUUAUAAUAAUUACUAGAAAUAGUGUGCACAAAAAAAAAUAUCGCUUACAAAUAACAAUUUUCUUCAGACUUUAAUAAAAUAAAUAAAUAAAAGCAAUUACAUAUUAUUUUUGCAAUGUAAUUUUUUAUAAGUAGUUAUAAAUAUAUUCAAUAAUAAUUUAUUUUCUAAUAUUUCUCAAUUCUUAAUGCAAACGGUUAUUUAAAAAAUAAAUGGACAUAAUUCGCACGAUGGUUGAGCCACUGUAGUAGGUGAGAAAUUGGGAAGGUAGAGAAAAAAUGUAAUGUAUAUCUGUAGGAAAAGAUUAAUCAUUGCUAACGGAAAACGAUUCUAAGUGGAGUCCGGUUAUACAUGUUUUAAAAGACCGUAAAAUAAUAUAUUUCCCGUUCUUCCCAUUUGUUAUGAAAACUCCUUGAAAAAUCAAAAAAAAGACCUACGUAACAUACCACCCAAGUUAAAUUUCCUUUCAGAAAAUAAGUUACACUUUUAAAUUGGAGUAAAACUUUCUGGUGGACAAAUUUUUCUGAAAGCAAAUGUAAGCUAGUUAGUGCAGUAUUGAAGAUGUGAUGUUAUCCUUUAGUUUUCUUCAAUGUUUUUCUUGUUGUAUUUUUUGAUUAAAAAUAAUUGUAUAGAUCUAAAAUGUUUACAGAUUAUUAAUAUGAGCUUUUUUUAGUUGUGAUAAAUUAAAUCACUUCAUAUAUUCUACUUUCUCAGCUUCUCACCUACAACAAUGGUGCACUCGUCAGCAGUAUCAGCUCCUUUUUUUUUUUUUUAGAAAGGUAUUUCAAGACAAAAACAAUGCAGUACCCAAAAAGAAAGAACCUGAAAAAAAUACGAUUCCCACUGAGAAAAAACCUGAUGAAACUAUAAGAAAACCAAAAAAAGAAAUUGGACCAAAUGAGGAACAUAUUGAUGAUAAUCAAAAUAAAGAAUAA
Cinara cedri is the source of this 16394-nucleotide messenger RNA. The record is from the annotation of a GenBank genome assembly. NCBI's taxonomy places the organism in Eukaryota, Metazoa, Arthropoda, Insecta, Hemiptera, Aphididae.